GAUUGAAGGCCUGAGGGUGGGGCGAUCCGGCACGGCCUGCCCCUCGGGCGCGCGUUGAUUGGGGCGCUCGGGAGGGCGCCGCCUCUGGGGAAGGAGGCUCCCCCACCGCCGCAGAAAUGAGUUUUAGCCGCCUCUACCGCCUGGUGAAGCCAGCUCUGCUGUGCGCAGCCCUGGCGGCCCCGGGCCUUUCCAGCAGCAUGUGCGCUUCCCGCAAUGAUUGGAGAUGUGCCAGGUCAAUGCAUGACUUUUCUGCUAAGGACAUUGAUGGUCGCAUAGUGUCCUUGGAUAAGUACAGGGGCUAUGUCUGCAUCGUCACCAACGUAGCCUCACAAUGAGGCAAGACGGAUGUAAACUACACUCAGCUUGUCGACCUGCACGCCAGAUAUGCUGAGCAUGGUUUACGGAUUUUAGCUUUCCCCUGCAACCAGUUUGGGAGGCAGGAGCCAGGGAGUAAUGCAGAAAUCCGAGAAUUCGCUGCCGGCUACAAUGUCAAGUUUGAUAUGUACAGCAAAAUAUGUGUCAACGGUGACGAUGCCCACCCCCUAUGGAAAUGGAUGAAAAUCCAACCCAGAGGGAAGGGCAUUUUGGGCAACGCAAUAAAGUGGAACUUCACCAAGUUUCUUAUUGACAAAGACGGCUGUGUGGUGAAGCGGUACGGUCCCAUGGAAGAGCCCCUGGUGAUUGAGAAGGACCUGCCUUGCUACCUCUAGUUCCCCUUCCCUUCCUGCACCUGUCUCCCCCUUCCUCGGAGUCUUCCACCGGCACCAAUGACGGUCUGCCUUCAAACCAGGCCCCUGGUGGGGUAGACCCGACAACCUGGCGUGCAUCUCAGCUGGAAGAAGACCCUGGGGGCCUGUGGCGACAGCCUGCAGCCUCGAGCCCCUGGCUCAUUCAUUGGAAUAAAAGGUUAAAAAUAA
This is a messenger RNA of Trichosurus vulpecula (common brushtail), 917 nucleotides long. RefSeq names its product glutathione peroxidase 4 (gene GPX4). Gene Ontology annotation, molecular function: glutathione peroxidase activity. The record is from RefSeq and is a predicted model, not a curated record. Lineage: Eukaryota; Metazoa; Chordata; Mammalia; Diprotodontia; Phalangeridae. The transcript has 7 exons. Gene Ontology annotation, biological process: response to oxidative stress.